UUAAAAAAGAUUCUCAUCCAACUGGCUUACGACCAAAUAAAAAACUCUCCCAGCUAUGCUUUUACCAUUUCAUUAACCUUCCCAAUCCUUCCUCUCUAUAUAACUCUUUACAUCCUCUCUUCUUUUUGGGGUAUACUGCUAUAGCCAUUACUCUGUUUUUGAUCAAAUGGGUCAGUUCAUUAAUCUUGUAAUUGUGCUGUCACUUUCUCUUAGUUUCUGUUUGCUUCCUGACACAACAUCGGCUCAACUAAGACAAAAUUACUACGCUAAAACUUGCCCCAAUGUAGAAAACAUUGUUAGAGCUGCAGUCAAUAAGAAAUUCAGCCAAACUUUUGUCACAGUUCCUGCAACCAUCCGUCUCUUCUUCCAUGAUUGUUUUGUCCAGGGUUGUGAUGCUUCGAUUAUAAUUGCAUCCUCCGGUGGCAACACAGCAGAAAAGGAUCAUCCUGAUAACCUGUCAUUAGCCGGAGAUGGAUUUGACACCGUCAUUAAAGCCAAAGAAGCAGUUGAUGCAGUUCCAAGCUGCAAAAACAAGGUCUCUUGUGCUGAUAUUUUGGCCAUGGCAACCCGGGAUGUUAUUGCUCUGGCUGGUGGACCUUCUUAUGCUGUUGAAUUGGGCAGAUUGGAUGGAUUAAGCUCCAAAGCAUCUAGUGUAAAUGGAAAGCUGCCUCAACCAUCUUUCAACUUGAAUCGGCUCAAUUCUCUGUUUGCAGCAAAUGGACUCACCCAAACGGACAUGAUUGCUCUUUCAGCGGCACACACCGUUGGAUUCUCUCAUUGCAGCAAGUUUUCCAAGAGAAUAUACAGUUUCAGCAAGCAAAAUGCAGUGGACCCAACACUUAACAAGGCCUACGCUACCCAACUUCAACAAAUGUGUCCCAGGAAUGUGAACCCCUUGAUAGCCAUCAACAUGGACCCAAACACACCCAGGAAAUUUGACAACGUCUACUACAAAAACCUGCAGCAAGGCAAGGGUCUGUUCACCUCAGACCAGGUUCUAUUCACGGACCCAAGGUCUAAGCCUACUGUAAACGCCUGGGCCACCAGCUCACAGGCUUUUAACAAAGCCUUUAUUACUGCCAUUACUAAGCUGGGCCGUGUAGGUGUCAAGACUGGGAAGAACGGGAACAUCCGCAAAAAUUGUGCUGCCUUUAACUGAGAAAAGUUUCUCAGAGGUUCUCUUGAAGCUGAACUUUUGCUAGACAAAUUGUCAGGUUUUGAGACAUGUUUUGUUAGUUUCUGGGGAGAUUUCUUGGUGUUGUAACAAGUUGUAGAAGGUUUUUUUUUUUUUUUAUUACAAUUACAUGGGAAAGGAGGAUUGGAUUGGAUCAUAAAAGUCAAAUAAAUAACUGUGACAGGGUGACAGCAAACCUUGUUUGACCUUGUAUUGGAUGUAAUAAUAAAUGUUCAGUUCUGAUGUCACUAUCAACUUUUCCUGACUCUUUGGGGGUGGAAAUUAAGCCUUUCGUGCGAAUGAAGCCUAGCAAGAAGAGGAAAAAGGCAAAUGGCAAGCUAAUUGUAUUGUGUUAUAGGAAGCCAAUCCAUCUCCUCUCCCUUUAUCUUCAAAUGGAUCUCUUUUGAGUUGUUCUGCGAAGGACAGUAGCCUUUAACCAAAUAAAGGUUGCGAAAUAUUGAAUGAAUAAAAUUUGUAGAACUAGUAAUGAUUGAACUCAAUGAAAACCUUGUUGACAACCUCAUCGGGGUUCAAGAAUAGAUGAAAAACGUUUUUUUUA
This is a messenger RNA of Durio zibethinus, 1733 nucleotides long. Its product is annotated as peroxidase 51-like. Gene Ontology annotation, molecular function: heme binding; peroxidase activity. Gene Ontology annotation, biological process: hydrogen peroxide catabolic process; response to oxidative stress. The record is from RefSeq and is a predicted model, not a curated record. NCBI's taxonomy places the organism in Eukaryota, Viridiplantae, Streptophyta, Magnoliopsida, Malvales, Malvaceae.